AUGUCGACCUCUUUGGCCCUGGGUGUCGGCCUGCUGGCAACUUCCAUGACGCUUAUUACAGCAGGUAGCGCGGGUCUCGUGGGCUUCAUGCUUGGCCGCCAGAUUCCGCAGCAGGUGGAGAAUGCAUCUCAAGAAAAGCGUAGGAGCACUUCAGUUGACCAAGAGCGAAAACGUCGACUGCGCAUACCCAGCGGCACCGCCAGCGAAGACGUAAAAAUCUCGGACAAGAAGGCCAUUAUGGACGUGCGUAUCUCAGGAAUUCGGCCGCUCAUCCCGCCGGCAAUUUUGCUUGAGGAAAUUCCACUUACCACUAAAAUUGUGCAGACGAUUAAUCGUGGUCGCCAGGACUUGGCAAAUUGCCUACGCCGUCUGGAUGACCGCCUUGUGGUGGUCGUAGGCCCUUGCUCUAUUCAUGAUACGGACGCUGCCAUGGACUACGCCAAGCGCUUGAUGGAGCUCAAGAAAGAGUUAAACGAAGACCUUCUCAUUGUAAUGCGCGUAUAUUUCGAGAAGCCUCGCACGACGGUCGGCUGGAAAGGUCUGAUUAAUGACCCGGAUCUUAAUGGAUCAUUUAAUAUCAACAAGGGUCUGCGAAUCGCGCGUGAAUUGCUGGCUGCCAUCAAUGAGCUAGGCCUGCCUGCUGGCUGUGAGUUCUUAGACACCAUGUCACCGCAAUUCAUCUCGGACUUGGUUAGCUGGGGUGCCAUUGGAGCCCGUACCACCGAGUGCCAGCUACAUCGCGAAUUGAGCUCAGGUCUGUCAAUGCCUAUUGGUUUCAAGAAUGGCACGGGUGGAGAUUUGCAAAUGGCCGUGGAUGCUGUUGUAGCCGCUAAACAUCGGCACUGUUUUUUGAGCGUCAGCUCGCAAGGUCUGGCCGCGAUAGUUAAUACAUCCGGCAACGACACGUGCCAUUUAAUCCUCCGUGGUGGCAAGUCGGGACCAAAUUUUGAAAAGGAGCACGUGGAUGACGCGUGUACUCUUAUGCGUAAGGCAAAUUUAGUGGACAAUGUCAUGAUUGACUGUUCGCAUGGCAAUUCGCAAAAGAAACACAAGAAUCAAGUGAAGGUAGCGGGCAACAUUGCAAACCAAUUGCGCGCCGGUGACGACCGUAUCAUUGGCGUGAUGUUGGAGUCGAACAUUGAGGAAGGAAAUCAAUCGCUUACCCCAGGACAGCCUCUUGUGUAUGGCAAGAGCGUAACUGAUGCUUGCAUGGGCUGGGAAACCACUGUUGACGUACUGCGCGACCUGGCCGGUGCUGUACGCGAGCGACGGGCUCAUAGUCACCUGAAGGUGUAA
Messenger RNA from Plasmopara halstedii, 1296 nucleotides. RefSeq names its product RxLR-like protein. The transcript has 4 exons. Gene Ontology annotation, molecular function: 3-deoxy-7-phosphoheptulonate synthase activity. Gene Ontology annotation, cellular component: cytoplasm. Lineage: Eukaryota; Oomycota; Peronosporomycetes; Peronosporales; Peronosporaceae. Gene Ontology annotation, biological process: aromatic amino acid biosynthetic process. The record is from RefSeq and is a predicted model, not a curated record. Bases 1 to 1296 code for a protein of 431 amino acids.